Messenger RNA from Trichoderma reesei QM6a, 387 nucleotides. RefSeq lists its product as uncharacterized. The record is from RefSeq and is a predicted model, not a curated record. The transcript is spliced from 8 exons. Bases 1 to 387 code for a protein of 128 amino acids. NCBI's taxonomy places the organism in Eukaryota, Fungi, Ascomycota, Sordariomycetes, Hypocreales, Hypocreaceae.
AUGAAGAGCUUCGCUUCCGCGGCGUGUCUGAGUAUCUUGCUCGCGUUCACUUACACCGUCACCGCCCUGGAUGGGCAGCUUUGCUUUGAAACUUGCUACAGGCCGGCUAUAGAAGAGCAGUGCCCUGAUGCGAGCCUUGACUGCGUCUGCAAGAACGAGCAGUUUAUAUCGCUUCUCAAUAUGUGUAUUCAGCGGACAUGCCGGGAAUCGCUUUAUGAGGCGGAAGCUAUACAUGAAGCCAUGUGCACUCCGUACUUUAGGUUCGCAUUCGGGGAGGCGUACCUCCUGCGCGGCAGCUGCGUGGCGAUGUACAAGCAUGAUGACAUGGAGAUGCGAGCGGUAUUUAAGAAAUUUUAUUAUAAGUUUUUUAAAGCUAUAGUUAAGUAA